AUGAAGCGUGCUAUUCAAAGGUAUUUGAAGCUUCGUAAAACUUUCCUCGUUCUAAUGGGGUUUAUUUUAGUCGUCUUUACCUUACAAUUUUUCAAUUCAUUAGUUUACCACUCACUUCCACUCGAAAUAUUUGAUAAUGAUAAUGUCGACACCAAUAAGGUAGUUGUGGAUAUUAAAAUACAGAGAUGCUUUAAAUCUGGUAGUUGCAACAAAUCUCCGGGUUGGAAUAGACUUUCUAAGCCAUUGAAUAUGUUCUCCAAGUCGAUGACGAUGUAUGACUAUCAUCUAGUUGUAAAAUGUGAACAGAUAAAUCAAGCCACUAGAAUUAUGACUGAUUUUCAAAUAAUUACUGGCCCGGUUGCUCCAAAAGGUGAUGGUUGGGUACAAGAAUCCUAUAAAAAUUUGAUAUUAUGGAAACAAUACACGAACACCAAUUCUCCAGAAUUUGAAUCUGCUCAAUUAAUUCGAGAGGUAAAUAUUUUGUUUGGAGACAAAGAUUUACAUGAUUCAAGAGCACAAUGGGAUUUUCAGUAUCAGGAGUCGCCAAUGCCAUUCAAUUCGUUAUUGCCAGUGCAUUUGUCACUAUUUAAGCUUUCAAGGUCAGAAGAACAGGAAUAUCUUCAAAACUUUACAGAUUUUAGCGUUUUAAAGCGAGAAGGAAAUAUACUCACAGAAAAGUCCAAUUUUAGGAUAAUGCAAAUAAGUGAUCUUCACUUCAGUUCUGAUUAUGAAGUAUGUGAUGAUCGUGGUUGCAAACUGGAUACAAAGACUCUAAAAUUCAUCGAAGAUUCUCUUGAAUCAGACAAUAUUGAUUUUGUUGUAAUAACAGGCGAUCUAAUUGAUCAGUUUAAAGUGAAGGACUUUAAAUCUGUAAUAUUAAAGGGAUUAGCACCAAUAUUGCGUAAAAAAAUCCCUUUCAUUUUCACAUUCGGUGAACUGGACAGCAACGAGUUUAAUAAUAAGAACAGUAAUAUUAUCAAGUUUCAAAUUUUACAAUUCAUUUCGACUUUACCGAAUUGUUAUAAUUACGUUCCUAACCAAGAAAACCAUGUGCAUGGCUUAACCAACUACAAUCUCAAGCUUAUACGAAAUCAGAAUUCCGUUCCAAGUGCUAUCUUUACUGUACUUGAUUCUGAAAGCCAUAAAAUAGACGCUUCUCAAAUUAAUAGUCUCUAUAGACUAAACAAAGACUUGCCCCAAAAUCUAUUCAAACUAUUGUUCUUUCACUAUCCAUUGCCAAAUUUUAGACCCACUGGUAAGUUCAAGUUAAUUGGAUCCUACAAUGAAAAACAUCAGUUGAAUACAGAAACAAGUCAUAGCUAUCGGGAUGAUAUUGUCAAUUGCGGCUAUAAUGUUAUUUCUGUCGGACAUGAGCAUGAAAAUGACGCAUGCGUCCUUAGUGAAAAACACGAUCCAGAGACUAAAGAGAAUAUAAAUGAAGCAUGGCUUUGCUACAGUGGAAUCACUGGUGAUUCUGGUGUUACCAAGUUAAAUGAAGACUCUGACCGAAAACUAAGAGUUUUUGAAAUAAUAUUCGAUAAUAAAAGAUUGAUCAGUUGGAAGAGAAGUCUGAACAAAGGCAUUGGUUUUGAUUAUCAAAUUAUUCACCAAUUUGUAUAA
Molecule: messenger RNA, 1620 nt
Organism: Debaryomyces tyrocola
Lineage: Eukaryota; Fungi; Ascomycota; Pichiomycetes; Serinales; Debaryomycetaceae
Source: the annotation of a GenBank genome assembly